AUGUCAACGACCUCGAUGGAUGAAAUCCUGUGCGGAAGGGAUAAAUCUGUCUUCGCUCUUUGUGUUAUCACCAACAUUUUGGCUGUGGAGGCUCUUGUUGUUGGCAAAAAAGGGGGAGUUGUGGGUUUUUUGAUUUUACUUGGUGCCAAUGACUAUCUGGAACCCUAUACGUCAGCGGAGUUAGUCAAGGUUCUGCGACGAACGAGAUGUCAACGUGCGGUUUACGCUACCGUUAAACUAAGUGUCAAUCCGCUGAUUCGAUUGCUUGAUAAACAACUCUACCUGCUCUACCGCCGCCGCACUGACAUCGGUCUGCUCUCUGCGAAGCGAAGACUAACUCGCUCGCCCAAUUGGUCAAGCUCGCAACGAAGAAGCGGCAGGAACUCCGGGGGCUCCCGACUUUCCGUAAACCACGAAACUGGUCAAAUGCAGCAUCCUCGUACCGUGCUUCCCCGCGCUAUACUCCUAAACCAGGUGACAGUAAGCUUCAAUUUGUGGCCGAUUAGGUCUCGCAGUGAAACCUUAAAACCUGGAUUUUUCCGAUCUGAGGACCUGGUACUGGAGGUGAAGGAAAAGAUCAAUGAAGGUGUUGGUAUGACUGUCAAGUGGACUGAACUUCUUACAUUCAUAACCGGAUUGAACUGUGAGGAGCUGUUGAAGCAGAUCAGUAGUCAGUCUUGGGCCUUCUGGUUCUCUUCACUGAAAGGAUCAGACCUCUCCUCUCAGGAACAGCCUUCUGUCAGCAAAAGAAAAGACAAGAAGGCUGAGGUGGGUGUGGUGACGACAUUGCCUGUCACCAUCGACAAGGAAAGCGGACUAGUUGGCUCUGUUGGGAAGGUGCUCAGUGAGUCCGUCACUUGUCCGACUCCCAACCCUCCCCCACAAACCGUCCAGUGGAAGUCGCUUCCCGUCGUUUGCAUGUUCAAAGCCUUCAAGUCAGUUAAGUCCUCCAGCUUCACACUUGCACAAGACGACUCUACCCUGCAUCAGCUCCUCCUCUCCUCGUCUACUUCCAUCCUCACCUUCACAAUUUCUAAUUCCACCUUCCCCUCCUCCUCCUCCUUCUCUCAGCAAUCCUUCAAUACCUCCACCUGA
Echinococcus granulosus is the source of this 1095-nucleotide messenger RNA. RefSeq lists its product as hypothetical. NCBI's taxonomy places the organism in Eukaryota, Metazoa, Platyhelminthes, Cestoda, Cyclophyllidea, Taeniidae. The record is from RefSeq and is a predicted model, not a curated record. Bases 1 to 1095 code for a protein of 364 amino acids. The transcript has 10 exons.